Brenthis ino (lesser marbled fritillary) is the source of this 576-nucleotide messenger RNA. The record is from the annotation of a GenBank genome assembly. NCBI's taxonomy places the organism in Eukaryota, Metazoa, Arthropoda, Insecta, Lepidoptera, Nymphalidae.
AUGUCCGUGUGGGUGGGCAGUGGCGGCGGCGACGUUCGAGCGCCGCCCGUUGCCACUGUCCUUUCAGCAAACACCUCCAUGGAGUCCGGGAUCGAGGCCGGGGUGCUCCCGACUGUCACGGGAUCGCUCGCAUCGGCGCGAGAUUCCUUGGGAUCGCUCUCUAGAGCGGCGGAACCCCUCUAUGAUACAGACCAUACAGAUCUCGGUUCGGAGUUGGACGAGGCGGAAAUUCGAAGAGAGUUGAUGCACGAUAAAUGGCGUCUCCUGUUUGAUAGGUUCGAUCCCGAAGGCUUUGGCGAGAUUCCAUGGCCAGACUUCCUACAGACUCUUCAUCAUCCAGAUUUUAUAGCGCAGGUGCCGCCCCACAAACGUGAGAUACUUUUGGAUAAAGCUCACAGUGCGAAAAGUCCAGCUAUUACAUUUCAAGAAUUUGUUAAUGUGACGUAUAUCCUGUACGCCGGUGCUGAAAGCUCGUGCGGCUCAUCAAAUCGUUUACAGGCGCGAUGGAAAGAUAAGACAAGGGCUACACCAGACGCAUCCAGGACUAAAUAUUUACAGUGCGACUGCGAGGAAACA